This is a messenger RNA of Toxotes jaculatrix (banded archerfish), 5152 nucleotides long. It is a transcript of the gene sort1b, whose product is annotated as sortilin 1b. Gene Ontology annotation, molecular function: protein binding. Gene Ontology annotation, cellular component: Golgi apparatus; membrane. Bases 341 to 2812 code for a protein of 823 amino acids. Lineage: Eukaryota; Metazoa; Chordata; Actinopteri; Toxotidae. The transcript is spliced from 20 exons. The record is from RefSeq and is a predicted model, not a curated record. Gene Ontology annotation, biological process: Golgi to endosome transport; endocytosis; vesicle organization.
UUACAGUGUAUGAUGUUGGCUAAGGAGUUGCAGCGCGAAUAAUUGGUGUGAAACACCUCGGUUAAUUUGCGAAAUUGCGCCCCCCCUCCCCUCGUUUUGGUAUUUAUUUUUUCGCUCCUACGCGCGGAAAGACUCGGCGCUCUGAGGGCGCUCCGUGUUUUCAAAGCCCGAGAUAGUCGGUGUCAGGAGGACCACUGUUUUGUUGAUGUCAUCCGCGGCAGAGCUGUAGCGACCUUCAAUUUCCAGGCAAGCCCGGGAUAAAUAAAGACUCGGCUUGGGGCGGGAUUUUUUUUUGUCUUCUUUGUUAUUGUUUUCUUGGCUGGUGACACUAUCAACGAGGAUGAGACUUUUGCUGCACUGUGUCCUGCUGUUAUCCGUUUGCACUUUCACAGCCGGUUUGGAUUUCAAGCCGGGAUCCAAACCUCUCGGACAGUCGGUUUUUGUGAAGCAUUCAAACACUGUAGAGAAAGCUGCGAAAAUCGCCAAGAGGUCUCUGCCCGCAUGGCUGGCUGCAUCACCAAAUCACAAGAUCAGACGAAGAAGCACCGAGCAGGGCGACUCCUGCAAAGCUCUUCAUGGAUAUGACACCAAGUUAGGAGACAACACCCACCAUUAUACCUUCAAUGACCUGAGUGGUUCAGUGUCGCUGGCCUGGGUGGGAGAUGGCACAGGGGUCAUCCUGGCUUUGACGACUUUUCAGGUGCCUUUCUUCAUGAUAAGACUGGGGCAGUCCAAACUCUAUCGAAGUGAGAACUAUGGGAAGUCAUUCCAGGAUGUCACCAGCCUCAUCAACAACACCUUCAUCAGAUCAGAGUUUGGUAUUGCUAUUGGCCCAGAGAACUCUGGGAAAGUGAUCCUGACAGGUGAUGUGUCCGGAGGUCACGGGUCUCGGAUCUUUGUCUCUGAUGACUUUGGGAAAAGUUUCACCCACAGGGACCUGCCCUUCACCCCUCUGAUGCAGAUCACAUACAACCCUGAGAAUUCCCAAGUGCUGCUGGUCCUCAGCAACAACAAUGAAAUGUGGCUCUCUGAAGAUUUUGGCAGCAAUUGGAAAAAGGUCCACGACAUGGUGUGUCUGGUGAAAUGGGGAAGUAAAAAUUCCAUCUUCUUCACAGCCAACCUCAACGGAUCCUGCAGUGAUCGGGGAAUGCUGGAACUGAGGAGGACGACAGACUAUGGUAAAACCAUCAAGACUGUCGCCAGUAAGAUCUACUCUUUUGGCCUGGGUGGACGGUUCCUCUUUGCCUCCGUGAUGACAGGCAAGGGGACUCUGAGAAUGAUCCACGUGUCAGUGGACCAGGGUGAGACGUGGAACAUGGCCCAGCUCCCCCCCGUUGGUCACGAGCAGUUCUAUUCCAUCCUGGCAGCGAACGAUGAAAUGGUCUUUAUGCAUGUUGACGAGCCAGGAGAUACAGGCUUUGGUACCAUUUAUGUAUCAGAUGACCGGGGCACUGUGUACUCCAAGUCAUUGGAGCGUCACCUUUAUACCACCACGGGGGGUGAUACAGACUUCACUAACGUCACCUCCCUGCGUGGAGUUUUCAUCACCAGUGUCCUGGCCGAAGGUGACUCUGUGCAGUCUGUGGUGUCCUUUGAUCAGGGAGGGGAAUGGGUUCCCUUGAGGAAACCUGCCAACAGCAAGUGUGACUCUACUGCCAAGGACCCAGAAAAGUGCAGUCUCCACAUCCACGCAGCCUACAGUACUGCUAUGAGGCUCAAUGUUCCCAUGCUGCCUCUGAGUGAACCAAAUGCUGUUGGUCUCAUCUUAGCUCAUGGGAGUGUUGGUGAUGCCAUCUCAGUGAUGAGGCCUGAUGUAUAUGUGUCUGAUGAUGGAGGGUACACCUGGAUAAAGGCCCUCGAUGGACCUCAUCACUACGCCAUUCUGGACUCUGGAGGGCUGCUGGUGGCUGUGGAGCACAGCCUCACUCAACCUGUCAACCAGAUCAAGUUUUCCACUGAUGAAGGACAGUGCUGGGGUGUGUACAACUUCACUGAUGAACCCAUCUACUUCACCGGGCUGGCAUCAGAGCCGGGAGCUCGAUCUAUGAAUGUCAGUAUCUGGGGCUACAGAGACUCCCUCCUGAGCCAGUACUGGAUCUCCAUCACCAUUGACUUCAGGGAUCUUCUGACCAGAGACUGUGAGGACAAGGACUAUGUGCAGUGGUUGGCCCACUCGGAUGACAUUAGCGACCCCAAUGAUGGUUGCAUGCUGGGCUACAAAGAGAAGUUCCUGCGUCUCAGAAAGGACUCGGUCUGCUGGAACGGACGAGAUUACCAGGUUAACACCCAGCCAACCCCAUGUCCGUGCACCCUGGAUGACUUCCUAUGUGACUUUGGAUAUUACCGUCAAGAGAACAGCUCAGAGUGUGUGGAGCAGCCGGACCUGAAAGGGAAAGUGCUGGAGUUCUGUCUUCAUGGCAAAGAGGAGCAACUGCAGACUAGUGGCUACAGGAAAAUCCCUGGAGAUAAGUGUGAGGGAGGAGAGAUGCCUGAGCGUAAGGAGAUUGACCUCAGUAAGAGGUGUGUGAGUGACCUGGUGGGCCCAGAACUUCUGAUAGACAGCCAUUCCUCCAAGUCUGUACCCAUUGUGAUAACAGUCAUCGUGGUCAUGCUGCUGAGCAUUGCAGCAGGAGUUGUCUUUGUCAAGAAAUAUGUCUGCGGUGGCAGGUUCUUGGUUCACAGGUACUCUGUGCUGCAGCAGCAUGUUGAGGACAAUGCUUCUGAGGGGAUCGACGACCCACUCGAGACCGACCACACUCAGAAUGGCAAGAUAGAGUUUCAUGACGACUCAGAUGAGGACCUGCUUGAAUAGCAGGCAGAACCUGACAACCACCUUGUGGCUGGCCGCUGUUCCUGUCACUCUUCUGUCUCCAGCUACUUCUUCCUUUCACUCUCUAGUAUGACCUUUGGCCUCAGCUACCAGACGAAGAGUCUGUGUCACUCUGCUGUCAUCUGUGAAGUUAAAUGAAUGUAUGGAGGCGUCCCGGGACUAAUGCACAGUUGAGGAGAACUAAGGAGGUCUUGUAGUGUUGUGCUUCACUUACUGAUUCUAUUGAUCGAGUUUGAAUCUCUAAGUUAAAUGAAGAACUGAUGCAGUAAUUUGAACUGCUGACCGAGAAAUGGGUUUUGAUGCAAAGCUAUUUGUAUAAAUCCACCACCAUUGCAUUACGGGUCCUGCCUCUCCCAUCACCUGGGAGUGCUCCUGGAAGUACUUUUCACUUCUGUUGAAGAUCUGUGUCUUUUUUUUCCUCAUGCACUUGUACAUAAACCUGUUUUUUUUUUUUUUUGCCAUUUUUGAUGUGGUGUCAGUUUGGAAGGUGUUAAAAAGAUUGCCGUUGGAAAAUAACUCUCCCAAACCACUUGAGUCAUAAUCCCUAUGUUCAGUGAAGUAUUCGUUUGUCAAAAAGUGUGCCCCGGUCAGCCAAGAAUAUGUAAAUUUUAGGUUUUCCGCCUCCUCUCUUGGCACUGAUUUGUGAAAUCCCUUGUUGUAGUCUGUAUUUGGAAUACAAGCCUGCAUACUUUUGGUACUCCAUGGCGCUGAGAUUCAUGGUCAAAGUAGUAACACACAAGUAAUAAGACAUUUGCUUUAGGUUUGAUAGCAAUAAGAUUCAGUAUAUUGUCCAUGCACAUUGGAUAAUCCUAUUGGCACAAUAAGGUCUCCAGUUGCUCCAUUCGAUGAAUGGAGACGUUUUUGUGUGAAACGCAUUACGCGUCGGUGUACAGGGGGUUAAAGUGUGUCUGUUUCAAGACAGGAUUUGUUUAAAAAAAAAAAAAAGUGUCUGCAGUUCUCACUGCCUAAAGCACAAUGUCCUUUGUAUGCUAAGAAUUUGUAGUUUAACAUUUUUCCUAAGUGUGGCCUAAUGAUUUAUGUGAUAAUUCUGUAUUAAUCACUGUAGUCAUACAAGUUGUGUUUAUAAUCAUUCGAGCAGUUUUUGUACUAACAAACUUUUGAGCUUAUGUGGCAAAUAACAAAGAUGUUGACAGAAAUGAGAAAUAAUUAUAGUUUGAUAGUAAAUGUCUUCAAAUAUUUUUUACAACAUAUUCAGAUUAACCCAACAUGUCAGUACAAUCUGGUGACAGAAACACGGGAACAAUGUGGGGAAAAAGAAAAAAGAACACCCAGUUCAAUAAUGUACAUUUUGUAUAGCAUAAUUAACACUGUACCCUGUUAGUAACAGAUAUGGUUGCAUAAGCUGCAGCGCCAUAUGAGACUGGUGUUUGUCUUUUUGUUUGUUUUUUCGUAUUUGCAUCUGAGGUGGAGAAAAUUCUCUGAAAUAACAGGGUUACUGAAAGUCUCUCAUCUGUGUCUUUCACAGUAAACUGCUAUUUGUUUUUAAUCACUUUGAUACUACGGUCACAUUGAAGCUAAACUGGAUUGGCCAGUGCCUCUUAGUAGAUCUGUCUUGUCUAUCAAGUCUUACAGGAUGUUUUUUUUCCUUAUGAAUAUUUGUUGCACAAUCAUUUUUCUGUCUUGUUUUAAUUAUGUUGGUUUCAUACAGGUUUUAUUUAUUGGUGACUAGCAGGUUCAGAGUGCAGUAAGCUGGAUGUGCAAGUGCCUGGUGUGAGGAUAUGAUGCAAGGCCCUCCCAAUGUGUGGCCAGCGACUAUCCACUGAUAAUUUAUAUCAACUAAUAUGUAACCAGUGUCAUCCAGUAUGUCAGUGACACCCCGUAGCUGCAUUUGUUGACUAAAAUGAAUCCUUGAGCAGUAAAGAACAUGUCUAUUUCAUAUGGUCUCCCCCUCAACUGUAUGUUAACUCUGAAUAAUUUCUAAAUCCACUGAACUCUGUAAAGAAAAUAGCCUAUAAUAACCUGGUUAUUCUGUCUUUCAGGUCUUGAUGUGAGACUGAAUUCUGGCUGUGAUACCUUGACAAGAGAGUUAACUCAAAUAAAAAAACAGAAUGGAUACAGGGUUAUUAUGCAUCUGCUGUACACUGGGAGAGACUUGCUGAGUUCUAAUUUAAUGAGGGUUUAGUGCAUUAAUUGAGGGUAAUACAUUUUUCUUACAGUUAAACACUGCUGUAUAAAUUAAUAAGUCAUUGUGAUGGUUCUGUAAAUAUACAAGGUUACAUCUUUGUAUCUGCACUGUUUCUCUCUUCUGUAUAUUUGAGGCAAUUUUCUUUGGGUUUGCCAAUAAAUUCAUAUGUUCCUCUA